GUUAUUGAUAAAACAAUUAAAAAAAGCUUUUUUUAUUGAUAAAAUCUUUUGUAUAAAAUGCAUUUUGUGGCCUUAAUCAAUCAGUGUUAGAUUUUGAAUUUAACAAUCAACAUGAAAUUCAUUGUUCUUACGUUGGCAUUCGUCUGUCUUGCACAGUACGUAUUUGGAGAAGAAACUGACACAGCAAACAUUGAACCUGACACAACAAAAUUUGAUACGGAAGUUGACACACUUUCGAAUAAUUUAGUUGUUGCACUCUCGGCAAGCACCAACAGUAUUUCUGGUGAAGAUGCUGCAGCCGUCCAAAAAUUAAAAGAAACAUCCAUUAAACAACAUGGUAUUAUUACUGCAUUUUUGGUCAAAAAACUUCUUAAAAAAGCUUAUAAACUAUUUAAAAAGAAAUUUUUCAAAAAUAAAUCAGCCACCAAGAUUUUCAAAGAAAAAGUUAAGGAUAUAUUAACUAAAUUCAAAUCAAAUGUUCCCGCCAGCGGACCAGAAGUUAAACAACAAUUAUCGGAAGCCGUGCAGCAAAUUAUAAAUGAAUCCGAUAAUUUGGAAAAGGAAUUGGACGGAAAUUCUAAUAUCGAUGAUGAAAUGGACAAAUUAGCAAAAGAAUCAUUUAGCGAAGCAGCAGCCGAAAUAAAGAGACUCCAACAACCAAAAUCACCUUAAUUUGUUUAUUUUAUUUUUUUGUUGUAAAUCUCUGGUAUUGAUUUUUUGUAAUCUAUCCAUAUUAACAAAAUAAAAUAAAAUAGAUCGAU
Messenger RNA from Chrysoperla carnea, 761 nucleotides. RefSeq lists its product as uncharacterized. The transcript is spliced from 2 exons. The coding region runs from base 112 to 672 and encodes 186 amino acids. Lineage: Eukaryota; Metazoa; Arthropoda; Insecta; Neuroptera; Chrysopidae. The record is from RefSeq and is a predicted model, not a curated record.